AAUAAUAAUAAUAACAAUAAUAAGUUAUACAGUAUACAUGUUCAUAUCAGUGAAUAAACCUAUAUAUAUUCGUAUUUAUUCUUGAAGCACACUCAUUUUAUCAUUUACAAUAAACUAUGCUGUUUACUAAGUAUUAUAUAAUAGGAAUAAUAAUAUAUAUUACUUUAAUGAAUUCAAUUUAUACAUAUUCUAAUUAUCGUUAUAAUGGAUUUAUGGGUCAAUCUAAAAAAGAUUCAUAUGAGGCUAUUAACUUUCCAUUGAAAACAAUUCAUGGGCGUAAAUAUGAUAUGGAUUAUGGAAAUGGAUUUAUACCAGAUAAUUAUGGUAAUCAUGAUAACCACGAUGAUCAAGAGUAUGAUUCAUAUCAUAGUAAUGAUUAUGAUGAUAGUGAUAAGCAUAAUUAUGGUCAUGUUAAUUUAGCAGAACAAUCAAUGCGUAAAUUAAAAGAACUGAAACAUCGUAAAUACAAUGAAGAGUAUAGAGGUGAUAUUGAAGAUGAAGAGGAAGUUGGAGAAUAUAAUAAUCGAUAUUAUAGAUCACGUGAUGAGUCGGAUGUCGAAUCAACACAACCAGCGACUGAAGGGCCUAGAAGAACUACAACGACUCCAAUUUUUACGGGAGAGUAAAGUAUUCAUCUACUAAUUCAGAGUAUUCAGAUAAUGAAUUAAAAAAAAUCAACAUGUAAAUGAGUUAACUGACAUUUUUAAUGAUCUGAUAUCAUGAAUAUAUGUUGUACGAUUUAAUAAAACAAUACCGUCAUCAAGUAUAAUUUUUUUAAGAGUUCAUUAGUCUGUAUUUCUUAGCAAAGAGAAUUAAAGAUAAUUUUG
Messenger RNA from Schistosoma rodhaini, 827 nucleotides. Lineage: Eukaryota; Metazoa; Platyhelminthes; Trematoda; Strigeidida; Schistosomatidae. The record is from the annotation of a GenBank genome assembly.